Messenger RNA from Copidosoma floridanum, 1717 nucleotides. It is a transcript of the gene Mccc2, whose product is annotated as methylcrotonyl-CoA carboxylase subunit 2. Gene Ontology annotation, molecular function: methylcrotonoyl-CoA carboxylase activity. The record is from RefSeq and is a predicted model, not a curated record. Gene Ontology annotation, biological process: L-leucine catabolic process. NCBI's taxonomy places the organism in Eukaryota, Metazoa, Arthropoda, Insecta, Hymenoptera, Encyrtidae. Gene Ontology annotation, cellular component: methylcrotonoyl-CoA carboxylase complex; mitochondrion.
GUCGUAUUUGAGUAGAAGGCAUUAUAAGAACAUUUUUUUAUUCUUAAAUGUUUUGAGUAUAAAAAAAAUUGUCAUUUAAUUUAAAAUGCUGCGAAAGUGUAUAUUUAUCAAUCAUUUUAAAAUUGUGAAGAGAAAGUUUGGUAAAGCCACCUACGUUAUUGGUAACACGCAGAACGUAAAUUCACAAGAAUAUCAGAAAAGCUACAUUAAAAUGAAAGAAUUAGUUCAGGAGUUAAAAUCUGUUGUUGAAAAGAUAGUGGAAGGUGGUGGAAAAAAAUCAAAAGAAAAACAUGUUAAUAAAGGAAAACUUUUUGUCAGAGAUCGAAUCAAUCUUCUACUUGAUCCUGGCUCACCGUUUUUGGAAUUUUCUCAACUUGCUGGAUACCAAAUGUAUGGUGAUGAGGAAGUCCCUGCAGGUGGAAUCAUCACUGGAAUAGGAAGAGUACAAGGUAUUGAAUGCAUGAUUGUGGCAAACGAUGCAACAGUAAAAGCCGGCUCCUACUACCCGAUUACCGUAAAGAAGCAGUUGCGUGCUCAGGAAAUCGCUAAAGAAAAUAGGCUCCCCUGUAUCUAUUUAGUAGACAGUGGAGGAGCUAAUUUGUCAAGGCAAGGAGAAGCUUUUGCUGAUAAGUCUCACUUUGGAAGAACGUUUUACAAUCAAGCUAAUAUGAGUGCCAUUGGGAUUCCACAAGUUGCUGUAGUGAUGGGAAGCUGUACUGCUGGUGGUGCUUACGUGCCAGCAAUGGCAGAUGAAACAGUGAUAAUUCGUCAUCAAGGUACAAUUUUCUUAGCUGGGCCACCAUUAGUAAAAGCAUCAACUGGAGAGGAGGUUACAGCUGAAGAUUUAGGAGGUGCAGAUCUUCACUGCCGAAUAUCUGGAGUGACAGACCAUUUGGCUAUGAACGAAAAGCACGCACUGUAUCUUACUCGGCAGAUCGUGUCAAACCUGAACUACCAACGUAAUAUUAAAGCCACAGUCAAUUCGAAGUAUGAGUCACCGUUGCAUGCCAUUGACGAAAUCUAUGGUAUUGUCGGUACAAAUCUGAAACGGCCCUACGAUGUCAGAGAGGUUAUUGCUCGAAUCGUCGACAGCUCUGCUUUCCACGAGUUUAAGGCUCUUUACGGAGAAACUUUAGUAACUGGAUUUGCGAGCAUACAUGGAUACCCAGUUGGCAUUGUAGCAAAUAAUGGUGUCUUAUUUUCUGAGAGUGCACUCAAGGGUGCGCACUUCAUCCAGCUAUGUGUUCAGAGAAGAGUGCCACUCAUUUUUCUGCAGAACAUUACAGGUUUUAUGGUUGGAAGAGAUGCAGAGGCAGGUGGUAUAGCUAAGAAUGGAGCAAAAAUGGUCAAUGCCGUUGCAUGCGCUAAAGUUCCUAAAAUUACCGUCAUAAUAGGAGGAUCCUAUGGAGCAGGAAAUUAUGGAAUGUGUGGGAGGUCCUAUUCCCCAAGAUUUUUGUACAUGUGGCCUAAUGCAAGAAUAUCAGUCAUGGGAGGUGAGCAAGCAGCUAGCGUAAUGGUACAAAUUGCAAAGGAUCAGCGCAAAACAGAAGGAAGAGAGAACGCUCCUGUAAUUUGUAGGGUAAGAGAAUCUGUAGUUCUAGGAAAAUACGAGGUUAUAAUGUUUUUGUUUGUAGUGGAUAUGGUUGAUGAUUGUAUUCUUGAGAGUGAUUUUAUUCAUAAGGACAUCACCAGUAAUAAAAUUUUGCUGAUUUGCUAA